Phycomyces blakesleeanus NRRL 1555(-) is the source of this 540-nucleotide messenger RNA. RefSeq lists its product as hypothetical. The transcript has a single exon. Lineage: Eukaryota; Fungi; Mucoromycota; Mucoromycetes; Mucorales; Phycomycetaceae. Bases 1 to 540 code for a protein of 179 amino acids. The record is from RefSeq and is a predicted model, not a curated record.
AUGCAUACAAAGUUGCGGACUAGGUCAUUUGAAAAAGAACUUGUAGAUCUGCCCGAAGAAGCACGAUCUAUUAUUGAUAAUGUACAGUUACAUUGGGGAGAUUGCAUUGAGUUUGUUGGUGCUCCUGGUACAGGAAAGAGUCCAAGGAUGAUUAAGCUUGCACAGCUGGUGGCAUCAGAUUCCUCUCAAGUGGUUUUUGUUGAUUUCGAUUGUCGUAUUCAUCUCCAACCAUUUGAAAAUCAAUAUCUCUAUCAACCUCAAGAUGAAGCAGAACGAUAUGGGGUCAUAUUGGGUCUCCGUCGGUGGUUGAGUGAGAAUACAGAUAGUGUAGUGGGUUGGGUUUUUGUGGAUGGAUGGUUGGACCAGGAACUGAAGAGGGAGUUAGUUUCAUGUCAAGCGAUGUGGGGCUUUAUCUUGGUGACAUCACGACAACAUACCCAGAUUGGUUCGCGUGUAAGCACAGACUCGAGUGUAAGCACUGUACGGCGUCAUAAUCAGCGUAAUCAGUGCCAUUCUAUUGUGUGUUUACAGAUGGCUUGA